This is a messenger RNA of Rhodamnia argentea, 621 nucleotides long. RefSeq names its product polyamine-modulated factor 1-binding protein 1-like. Lineage: Eukaryota; Viridiplantae; Streptophyta; Magnoliopsida; Myrtales; Myrtaceae. Bases 1 to 621 code for a protein of 206 amino acids. The record is from RefSeq and is a predicted model, not a curated record. The transcript has a single exon.
AUGGAGGAGACCUCCGGCGACCUGAAGCAGGCGGAGUUGAAGAAGGAGACCCUGUUCAAGGCGUACGACCAACUGCAGUCGCAGUUGUCCUCGUUCCUCUCGUUCACGCUCCCAUGGAAGGACCUGGAGGACCACUUGGAUGGCAUCCGGAGGUCGCUCGAGCGCCGCUCUGAGGAGCUCGACAACGGCGAAAGGUCGCUCGCGGAGCGAGCCCGCGAGGUGGCUUCCCGGGAGGACGGGCUGCAGUCGGCGUGGCAGAGGGUCGAGGAGGAGGUCCGGCGAAAGAAGAUGGACUUGAGGCCAGUGGAGGAGCGGCUUGAGAAAUGCAGGGGUGAACAUAGGGAGGAGAAAAGUCAACUGGUUGUGAAGCACGACGCCCUCAGGGAGUGUAUCUCGCUGAUCAAGGACAAGGAGGAGGAGCUGAGCGAUCUGAAGCACGCGACUGAUGAAUGUCGCACGGAUUAUGACUCGAAGAAGGAGGAGGUGGAGUUGCUGCGACAGGAGUUUGAAUUGAAGGAGAAGAAAGCCGGGUUGAUGCAGAGUUUGCUCGAGGAAAUUGCUCGGCAACUCGAAGUGAAAGUGGGUGGAGGAGUUUGGUUCGGUGAAGGGCUCUCUCGAUGA